This is a messenger RNA of Haemonchus placei, 1062 nucleotides long. NCBI's taxonomy places the organism in Eukaryota, Metazoa, Nematoda, Chromadorea, Rhabditida, Trichostrongylidae. The record is from the annotation of a GenBank genome assembly.
AUGGUAUUUGAGGCUUCGUUUGCUGCAUCAUCUCAGGAACGGUUGAUCGGUCCCGAAACGAUCUCCGGAGACGAUCAUUACCAUGCCCUGGCGCGAUGUCUGGAAUUGGCAUGGCGUGCUGGCCAUGUUGAUCAAGCGGACAAAUACCUGAGAAAAGCUAUCGAAAACAAUCCAAGGGCACCUGUUGACGCUGGAUAUAAUUACUGUAAAGGACUGCACGAAUGGUACUCGGGUGAGCCGAACGCCGCAUUACAGGCGUUCAACCGGGCUCGUCGAGAUUUGGAAUGGGGUGAACGUGCGCUAUACAAUAUGAUAGAAAUCGUUUUGAAUCCGGACAAUGAGAUAAUUGGCGGUGAAGUGCUCGACCGUGCUGAUGACAGAGGCGAUGAAGCCGAUCGAGAAAUGGCUGCUAAAACGGCGGAACGUUUUCUCAAGGAGGUGACAUUCAAGAACAACAAUUCAAAGUAUGUUCUUAUGGAAAACUCGAUACUGGUUGCCAGUGGUGUUCGUAGUAAUGUACAAAAAGCUCUCGAUCGAUUAUUGCCGAUUGUUGGAAAUGAGGGGGAAAAGGUGUCAAGCGUGGGUGCUGUAUUGGUGGUGGCCCGAGCGUAUAUGCUAAUGAAGCAAACUCCAAAGGCCAAGGCCGUCCUCAAACGUGUGGUUGGCCAUCCAUGGUCUCUAGAAGAUGCCGAUUACCUGGAGAAAUGUUGGUUACUACUGGCUGACCUAUAUAUCAAUCAGAACAAAUCCGAACAGGCGACUACCGUAUUGCGUACAGUACUACAGCAUAAUGCGAGCUCAAUAAAAGCCUUCGAAUUUCUUGGUUAUUUACGGGAACGUGAACAGAAGUUCCAUGAUGCUGCAGCUAAUUAUGAUGAUGCAUGGAAAUUGAGCCGAAUGCGAAAUCCAGCCAUCGGGUACAAGUUAGCGUACAAUCUACUCAAAUGCAAACGCCUGUUUGAUUGUAUUGAAGUAUGUCAUCAUGUGCUUAAGCUCUAUCCUACAUAUCCAAAGAUUAAAAAAGAAAUCAUGGAUAAAGCCAGGAUGAGCAUCCGAUCUUGA